AUGUCCUGUCUCUCGUCGCCUCCCGGUGACCACCGAUCAAUCACAUCCAGACCCAAACUCACGUUACAAACCACAUCUCUCCCGCGCACGUUUGGCAGUUCUACUACCGGCCUCUCUCUCUCCUUCGCCGCCGGUCCAACCGCAUCACCGACCGUCCGUAAUACCUUUAAGAAUGCUUACGAUGUCGCCUCCCCCGCCUCCGCGACAAGUUCGCCCUCCUCCAAGGCCCCUCCCAGCCUCCGAUUCAACGGCAACAAGCCAAUCUCUCCAUACGUCCACCACGCGAACAACAACCCCAAUACCUUCAACUACCGCCCCUACCAACUCCCCAUAGGCGUGCGCAGCAUCCUACGCAACUCCCCCCUCGAAUCAGCCUCGCGGCGCCGCUCUGGCUCCAUCUCCGCAGGCACCAGCGGACCCGGCGGCGCAGGCGCACGCCGCGUUUUCUUCCCCGCCAAGAAACAAGUCAGCUACCGGAACCCACUCGAGGAGGAGAUCCGCAACGAGCGCUACACGGCGCAGCACCUGGACCUGUUUCAAGAAGACGAGUCGACCGAGGCUGUGCACGGCGAGGCACACCCGGCGCCGGAAGAACCAACGCCCGAAUCCGCCGAGGGCGACGACUCUGAUUCAGCUAGUCUGCUAUCACUUUCAGAGACGAGCAGUGCUUCCAGCGAUGAUGUGAGCCCGAAUGACGGUGCCAACACACCGCUGUCCAAGACCGAGCGCAAAAAGCGGCGAACCCUGCGCGCAGAGCGACAAGUUCGAGCUGUCGCACUCCUCGACGGCUUCGAUACAGAUCCCUACGCUUCAUCUACACCUCAGACUCCCCGCCAGGGCCGAGUCAAGCGCCGUCGUGAGUGGAAGUGGACACUAGGCCCCGUCAGCGCCAUCUCGGACGACGCGCACGCCGAAUUACCGGUGCAAAUACCUGCGCCUCAGCCGGUUGAUCCGCCACCUGAAAAGCCACCUAGCAAAUGA
Molecule: messenger RNA, 981 nt
Organism: Penicillium cataractarum
Lineage: Eukaryota; Fungi; Ascomycota; Eurotiomycetes; Eurotiales; Aspergillaceae
Exons: 1
Coding region: 1-981 (326 amino acids)
Source: RefSeq, a predicted model, not a curated record